Molecule: messenger RNA, 1030 nt
Organism: Malania oleifera
Lineage: Eukaryota; Viridiplantae; Streptophyta; Magnoliopsida; Santalales; Ximeniaceae
Product: 10 kDa chaperonin 1, chloroplastic-like
Exons: 6
Coding region: 153-575 (140 amino acids)
Cellular component (GO): mitochondrial matrix
Molecular function (GO): metal ion binding; protein-folding chaperone binding; protein folding chaperone
Source: RefSeq, a predicted model, not a curated record
GGAAGCUAGACUACCCGUGUAUUUCCAACCAAACAGCGCCUUAUGCCUGUCCUCGUAUAUAAUACAUUCUUGUUCCUCCCAAACACUCCCGGUAGCGGCUUCCAAGCUCAAGCUCUCUUUCCGUCCUGGUUCGCUCUGCUCCGCUCUUAUCCAUGGCGUCUGCGUUCAUUACAGUGGCAAGACCUUUCACCCCUCACAAGGCCAAUGUCCCGUCUCUCUCCAACCAGAAGCUAUCGGGGGUAAGAAGAAAUGCUCUCAGAAUCAAUGCGGUUGCCAAGAAUUGGGAACCCAACAAGGUUGUACCACAAGCUGAUAGAGUCCUGAUUCGGUUAGAGGAGCUGCCUGAGAAAUCAGCUGGGGGUGUUCUGCUACCUAAAUCUGCUGUUAAAUUUGAGCGUUACCUUAUGGGGGAGAUUCUCUCUGUUGGUGCUGAGGCUAGGGAAGUAGAGGCUGGAAAAAAGGUUCUUUUCUCGGAUUUACAUGCCUAUGAGGUAAGAGGUGUUGCAUUGUUGGGAUGUCUGCCAUUUUACUCUUUAUGUUUAAGACUCCCUUUUAUUGGCAUUUUUAUUAUAUAGAGUUCCCUAUUUUCCCAUUAACUUGAGUCAGCUGACUCAAGACCGUUGGCUUCUUUAAAUGAUGCAAUGUUUUUAAAUCUUAUUUUCCAUCCUCCUCAUCAUUAUUGUAUCACGCCUAAUACCAUGGGUGUUUUAUUUAUGCACUUGGUGGUGGCUGUGUUAGGUGGAUUUGGGAACUGAUGCUCGGCACUGCUUCUGCAAAGCAAGCGAACUGUUGGCUGUGGUUGAGUAAAGGUUUGGUACUCCCAGCCACAAAGAUUUUAUGAGGGAUCUGGCUCCCUGUGACAACAGUCAGUCUGUUAUGUGCUUGUACUGAAUUACAAUAGAUGUUUUUGCCUUGCAUGCUAGCUAUUUAUUUGUAGAAAAACCAAAAUUUUGCAGUUCAUACCUAGUCAUUUUUGCCCCACCUUGUGGGAUUUUCCGGCUCUUCAGAUUGAUGAUGACUUCUUGUGGUA